Messenger RNA from Trichechus manatus latirostris (Florida manatee), 1012 nucleotides. RefSeq names its product potassium voltage-gated channel subfamily A member 7 (gene KCNA7). Bases 1 to 861 code for a protein of 286 amino acids. Gene Ontology annotation, biological process: potassium ion transmembrane transport. The transcript has 2 exons. Gene Ontology annotation, cellular component: voltage-gated potassium channel complex; membrane. NCBI's taxonomy places the organism in Eukaryota, Metazoa, Chordata, Mammalia, Sirenia, Trichechidae. The record is from RefSeq and is a predicted model, not a curated record. Gene Ontology annotation, molecular function: delayed rectifier potassium channel activity.
AUGAGACAGACCGAGACAGAGCGCACAGAGGCCGAGACAGAAAGAUUCCCUGCUCGGCUGAAUGGCUCCAACCUGGUGCCCGGACCCCUGCCCCGCAUGCCCUUUGAUGACCCGUUCUUUGUGGUGGAGACGCUGUGCAUCUGUUGGUUCUCCUUUGAGCUGCUGGUGCGCCUGGUGGCCUGCCCGAGCAAGGCAGCCUUCUUCAAGAACGUGAUGAACCUCAUCGAUUUUGUGGCUAUUGUACCCUACUUUGUGGCACUGGGCACCGAGCUGGCCCGGCAGCGGGGAGUGGGCCAGCCGGCCAUGUCGCUGGCCAUCCUGCGAGUCAUCCGACUGGUGCGGGUCUUCCGCAUCUUCAAGCUUUCCCGGCACUCAAAGGGCCUGCAGAUCUUGGGGCAGACGCUGCGGGCCUCCAUGCGUGAGCUGGGCCUCCUCAUCUUCUUCCUCUUCAUCGGUGUGGUCCUCUUCUCCAGCGCAGUCUACUUUGCCGAGGCUGACCGGGCGGACACCCAUUUCACCAGCAUCCCCGAGUCCUUCUGGUGGGCAGUGGUCACCAUGACCACAGUUGGCUAUGGAGACAUGGUGCCCGUCACUGUGGGCGGCAAGAUCGUGGGCUCUCUGUGCGCCAUUGCUGGCGUGCUGACCAUUUCCCUGCCUGUGCCAGUCAUUGUCUCCAACUUUAGCUACUUUUACCACCGGGAGACAGAGGGCGAAGAGGAAGGGAUGUUCAGCCAUGUGGACACACAGCCCUGUGGCAUACUGGAGGGCAAGGCCAAUGGGGGGUUGAUGGAUGGAGAGGUGCCUGAGCUGCCACCUCCACUCUGGUCCCCCCCUGGGAAACACCUGGUCACUGAAGUGUGAGGGACAAUUGAGGUCUGCAGGACCUCAUACCUCCUUGGAGGGAGGGAGGGAAGGGAAGAGGGAAAGGCCAGGGGGAGGGGUUGGGUUUAGGAAGAACUAGGUUACGUGGUAUUGAGUGGGGGAACACAGAUUCUUCUUGGGUCUUGAGUUG